Molecule: messenger RNA, 3016 nt
Organism: Oncorhynchus mykiss (rainbow trout)
Lineage: Eukaryota; Metazoa; Chordata; Actinopteri; Salmoniformes; Salmonidae
Product: B-cell receptor-associated protein 29
Biological process (GO): endoplasmic reticulum to Golgi vesicle-mediated transport; intracellular protein transport
Cellular component (GO): endoplasmic reticulum membrane; endoplasmic reticulum
Source: RefSeq, a predicted model, not a curated record
UCGGAGGACACGCCCACUAACAUACCGCGUGUUAUUGUUUGCAUUCGGGUGUUUGUCAUCUUUAGCUAACUAGCUAGCUUAAUUACAUUAAAUAUGAACGUUAUCUAGUCACACCAACGUUAGAAUAGGUCAUAAACUGCAUGCAACAAACAGUUUCGACUGUGGAAAGAAAAGCAUUGCCAUGCCAAUCUAGCUAGCUGGCUAGCUAGCUAACUGACUAGCUCACUUUAGUGAUUAAAACGUACUGUACGGUCUAUGAAAAUGACGACCACCAACAUGAUGGACAUGUUUGAGGAAGGGAAAGUUCUGAAAAUCUGUGCUCCUAUGGUCCGGUAUUCAAAGUUGGCAUUCAGGUCACUGGUGAGGAAAUUCGACUGUGACAUUUGCUUCACUCCAAUGAUAGUUGCUCCUGACUUUAUGCGUUCUGUCAAAGCCAGAGACAGUGAAUUUACAACUAAUGAAGCUGACCGUCCUCUGAUCGUGCAGUUUGCUGCUAGUGAUGCCCAGACCCUGGCUGAUGCAGCCUGUGUGGUCGCACCCUUCUCUGAUGGAGUGGACCUCAACUGUGGCUGUCCCCAGCGAUGGGCCAUGUCAGAUGGCUACGGGGCAUGCCUUAUCAACAAACCUGAGCUGGUCAAAGACAUGGUUCGACAUGUCAGGAACCAAGUUGACAAUCCUAACUACACAGCCUCCAUCAAAAUACGAAUUCACAAGGACCUGCGACGUACGGUGGACCUGUGUCAGAAGGCAGAGGCGGCAGGGGUGUCCUGGAUAACGGUCCAUGGUCGAACCGCAGAAGAGCGCCACCAGCCGGUCCACUUUGAUGCCAUCAAGACCAUCAAGGACAGCCUGUCAGUCCCUGUCGUCGCCAACGGAGACAUAAAGACCCUCCGAGAUGUGGAGACCACUCACCAGCUCACUGGAGUUGAUGGUGUGAUGGCAGCCCGGGGGCUGUUGUCCAACCCGGCCAUGUUCGCUGGCUACAACGAGACCCCUCUUGAGUGUGUGUGGGACUGGGUGGACCUCGCCACGAACCAGGGGACCCCCUUCACCUGCUUCCACCAGCACCUCAUUUACAUGCUGGAGAGGGUCAGCUCCCAGCCCGAGAGGAAGGUGUUCAACUCCCUGCAAAGCACCGCCGCAGUCAUAGACUACCUCCACAACACAUAUGGAUCCCCAGACACACAGACAGUAGGCCUAUCAAACAACUGUCUCCAAAGUUUGCUUUUCUCUUUUCAACCUCCGGUUUCUUUGUUCGGGUGCCGCAGAACUGUAUUUUUAGAGAUGACUUUGCAAUGGACUGCAGUUGCCCUCUUCCUCUAUGUGGAAAUAGGUGUACUCCUUAUCCUCUGUCUACCCUUCAUCUCAGCCACCAGAUGGCAGUGUAUCUUCCAGCUGAGAAUAUGGAACAAAAUGGCCAGGUUUUGGAAUAAAUUCUUCCUCGCCAUGAUCAUAAUCCUUAUAGUCCUCUUCCUUGAUGCUUUGCGUGAGGUGAGGAAAUAUUCGGGCGUGGGAAAUGGCAAAGAUGCUAAUCUGCAUCCCAACAUGUUUGACCACCUCCACAUGAAGCUGUUCAGAGCCCAGAGGAACCUCUACAUCUCUGGCUUUACCCUCUUCCUCUGGCUAGUUCUGAGGCGGGUGAUCACUCUGAUCAACCAGCUGGCGACGGAGUCUGGCAGCACGGCCUCUCUGCAGAUCAAGGCAGAGUGUGCCAACCAAACUGCCAAGAAAUACAUGGAGGACAAUGAGCUAUUGAAGCAGACUCUGAUGUAUGGGAAGGGGGACAAGGCCACAGCGGAGGGAAACGAGCUGCUGAGGUCAGAGAUGGAGAAACUGAGAGGAGAACUGAAAGGCUCAGAGGAAGCCUUGGAAAAGUCCCAAUCCGAGAUGGAAGCUAUGAAGAAACAAUCCGAUGGACUGACCAAAGAAUACGACCGACUGCUGAAAGAACACCAGGAUCUUCAAGAGAGUGGAGAUAAAAAGGAUGAUUGAUCAGGCUUAUGACUACAGCUGUCAGAAUGUUUACAGAUCGUACCAAGAAACCAGAAAUACUGUCAGGCACGCUGUCACUUUCCUUUGGCACACUGAAGCACUGUGCAUGAUGUCACCAAAAUACUCCUCCAAGGCCUCACUGAGCCGCCAAACCUCAGAUAAAAAGCACCUGAGCACGUUUGUAAUAGAAUAGCUACGAGACCAGCCUAGAAAUAGUGUUUCUAUAAUUUGCUGACUUUUGGAGAAUGGAUGGCAGUACAAGCUUCAGAUUACAGUGGUCGUCUACUGUGAAUAUAUUUUUGAUGUAAUGUGCUUGCUAUGUCGUUUUUUUCCCCCUGUAUAUCGCUAGAGCACCACCAUUGCAUUCAUCCUUCUUUUCUUUUUUUACCUUAGCAGCAAUGCAUAUUACAGAUUGAGUUGAAUGUGUUUUGUAAAACAAAAUUUGCAUUGAGUUCAUAGGGGUAGAGAAGCUAUAUUGAGUCAUUUUUGUUGUUGAAUAUUUGAUAUCAAUGUUCUUCAUUCCUCUUAGAUGUCGAGGGUUUGUGAAUAUUACACAGGGUCACGGUCAUGAUUUUCUGUUUUGUAAUAAGGAUACUGAAAUGGAAAAGUCUGGGGAAAUUCAUCUUUCCUCUUCUCACCCUGACUCCCUGUAUUGACUGUCGUAGCCCAGUGUUUGGGUUGGGUAGACUGGGUCAGCACUUGGAGUGGGAUUGAUAAGCGACCAACAAAUCUUCCUCUAGCCUCCAUCCCCUAAGUACUUAUCUCUUCGGGCCCCAGUACUGUACUGUACAUCCCCCAGUACUGUACAUUCCAAAACUAGCGGACAGUAGCAUCGCUGACAGAAUAAGUGCCUUUCAGAUGAUUGUAGAUAUAUUUUCAAGUACAAAAAUCUGGUUGGAGUAAUAUUUCAGUAUGGCUCAUUAUUAAAGUUGUUUUUGCGGCUAAAUCUGUUAUUUUUUACUUUGGAAAAAUUGUCUCCACAUACCAACAUGUUAUCCCAUAUUAAAAAUGUUUUAUUAUUGUA